UGGGGGCGCUGGGCGCGGGGGCCGCGAGCUCCGCACCUGCGGCGGCCGCUGGGCGAUGCCGCGGCGCGGGCCCGGGCCGUGGGCGCUCUGAGGCAGCGCCUGCCCGGGAUGCUUGGCGCGCUGCUGGCCCUGGCCAUGUCGUCCUCCUUCUUCAACCCAAGCUUUGCCUUCAGCUCGCACUUCGACCCUGCAGACGGUGCCCCGCUCAGCGAGCUCUCGUGGUCGUCCUCCCUGGCCGUGGUAGCUGUGUCCUUCUCUGGACUCUUCACUGUCAUCGUCCUCAUGCUGGCCUGCCUGUGCUGUAAGAAAGGUGGCAUCGGGUUUAAGGAGUUCGAGAAUGCUGAGGGGGACGAAUACGCGGCCGACUGCUCGGCCCAGGGCUCCCCAGCAGUGGCGGUGCAGAACGGGCCUGACGUGUACGUCCUGCCACUCACUGAGGUCUCCCUGCCUAUGGCCAAGCAGCCAGGACGCUCAGUGCAGCUCCUCAAGUCCACAGACCUGGGCCGGCACAGCCUUCUGUACCUGAAGGAGAUUGGGCACGGCUGGUUCGGGAAGGUGUUCCUGGGAGAGGUACACUCAGGUGUCAGCAGCACCCAGGUGGUGGUGAAGGAGCUGAAGGUGAGCGCCAGUGUGCAGGAGCAGAUGCAGUUCUUGGAGGAGGCGCAGCCCUACAGGGCCCUGCAGCACAGCAGUCUGCUCCAGUGCCUGGCUCAGUGUGCUGAGGUGACACCCUACCUGCUGGUGAUGGAGUUCUGUCCGCUGGUGACAUGUGCUCCCUCCUGGCAGGGGGACCUCAAAGGUUACUUGCGGAGCUGCCGGAUGACAGAGUCUAUGGCGCCCGACCCCCUGACCUUGCAGCGAAUGGCCUGUGAGGUGGCCUGCGGUGUCCUCCACCUGCACCGCAACAACUACGUACACAGCGACCUGGCCCUGCGGAACUGCCUGCUGACUGCUGACCUGACGGUGAAGAUCGGCGACUAUGGCCUGUCCCACUGCAAAUACAGGGAAGACUACUUCGUGACUGCUGACCAGCUGUGGGUGCCGCUACGUUGGAUUGCGCCCGAGCUAGUGGAUGAGGUACAUGGGAACCUGCUGGUGGUGGACCAGACCAAGAGCAGCAAUGUGUGGUCCCUGGGUGUGACCAUCUGGGAGCUCUUUGAGCUGGGUGUUCAGCCCUACCCUCAACACUCGGACCGACAGGUGCUGGCCUACGCCGUCCGGGAGCAGCAGCUCAAGCUGCCCAAGCCCCAGCUACAGCUGACCUUGUCUGAUCGCUGGUACGAAGUGAUGCAGUUCUGCUGGCUGCAGCCCGAGCAGCGGCCCACGGCGGAAGAGGUUCACCUGCUGCUGUCCUACCUGUGUGCCAAGGGCGCCACCGAGGUGGAGGAGGAGUUUGAGCAGCGCUGGCGCUCACUGCGGCCAGGCCGGGACAGCACGGGUGCCGGGCAGGGGGCAUCGGGUCCUCCGCUGGGCGUGGCGGCCGAGUUGGCAGCAGCCUCAUCCUUCCCACUGCUGGAGCAGUUCACCGGUGACAGCUUCCACAGCGAUGGGGACGACGUGCUGACGGUGACUGAGACAAGCCGAGGCCUCAACUUCGAGUACAAGUGGGAGGCAGGCCGUGGCGCCGCCGAAGCCUUUCCACCCAGCCCAGGGCGCACCGCACGCCUGCAGGAGCUGUGUGCCCUGGACGGGGCGCCGCUGGGCGUGGUGCCCGUGCUCAGCGCACACAGCCCCUCGCUCGGCAGCGAAUACUUCAUCCGCCUGGAGGAGGCCGCACCCACCGCAGGCCACGACCCUGACUGCGCUGGUUGCGCCCCCAGCCCCCACGCCGCCGCCGACCAGGAUGAGGAUGAGGACGAAGACUCAGACGGCAGCGCCUCCGCCUCGCUGGCCAUGGAGCCCCUGCUGGGCCACGCAGCGCCAGCCGACAGCCCCUGGGGACUCCGCCAGCACCAUCUGCGCCCCCGGGACUCACCCUGCCCCUCCCGCUCACCUUCACCCACAGCGGAGGACAUGGACUGGGGAGAGGCCGCCUUCUGCCCACCCUUUUUUGAGGACCCCUUGGGCGCGUCCCCUUCUUCGUGCGCAGGGGCUUUGCUGACCACGGGCAAGGAGGAGCUGGGGGAGGUCAAGGCACAGAGGGCCACCCAGCAUGGACACUGGAGCUCCAACAUGUCUGCCAACAACAACAGUGCCAGUCGCGAUCCUGAGUCCUGGGACCUCGGCUAUGUGGGCAGCUAUCCUGACAGCUACAUGGAUGACUGCCCCAGCCCAGUGGAGACCCCAUGGGCCUCCCCGGAGGUGGGCCCCAGAGAGCCUCUGCUUGGGCCACAGUCAGUCUCCCUUGGUCCUGAUUCAGGCCCCUGCCUCACCCUUCCCCAUCUUGGCUCUGCCCAGGGCCUGGCACCUGCUCCCUGCCAGGUCAUAGCCCCCUGGACUGGGGCAGCUCUAAGUGGGGGUGACAACCUCCAAGCAGAACCCAGGCUUGCCCAGGAAGCUGAGGGCUCUGCUGGACCCCCGCUGUCCCUUCCUUCCAUCCCUUCUCCUUCCCAUGAGGGAGCCCCUCUUCCCUCUGAGGAGGCUAGUGCUCCUGACACCCUUCCAGCUUCCCCCACGCCUGCUGCUAGCAGCCAGGUGGCAGUGCCAGAGUUGGUCCUGACUCCUGGCAGCAGCACCAGCGUUCCAGAAGUAGAGGAACCCGGCAGUGAGGAUGAAGAUACAACAGAGGCCACUUCAGGUGUCCUCACUGAUGUGUCCAGUGAUGGCCCCCAGGAUGAGAAACCCAACGUAGUGACAGCCUUAUAUGCUUUGCAAAAGCAGGUGUUGACACCUGACUCCCUGAACUCCUUGGACAUCCCAUCCUCGGCCAGUGAUGGUGACUGUGAAGUCUGCAGCCCCUCCGCUGCUGGCCCCCCUGCUGGGCAACCCCGUGCAUUGGACAGUGGCUAUGACACAGAGAACAAUGAGUCUCCUGAGUUUGUGCUCAAGGAGGCCCAUGAAGCCAGUGAGCCCAGGGAGCUGGCUGCAGAGGGAGACAGUCCAGGGCCUGAGACCCAGCGCUCAGCCUCCCUGGGGGGCCUCAGUGAGAAGAACCCCUACCGAGACUCUGCCUACUUCUCAGACCUGGACACUGAGCCUGAGCCCCCUUUGGGACCUGAGAGCAGCAGCCCAGUUCAAACCUCUGACCAGAACCCUGGGCCACAGUUUGCGCAGACCUCUCCUGUCUUUGGGGUUCUGGGGGAGGCACCCAGCGCUCCUCACAGGGAGGUGUUGUCACCCACACUGGGGCCUCAAGAGUCUCCUUCAGAGCCACGGGCCUGUCCCUCUAUCCCCAGGCCAGAGCCUCCUGCGUCCCUAGGCUCAGCUGAGGGGCAGCCUGUGCCCAGCUUCUGCUCCUCCAAGUUCUUCCUACUAACCCCUGUCCCAGGGAGUCCUGAUGGUGAUGGUGCAGAGCUUCAGGGCCCUCCAGAACUGUCGUCGGGGCGGACGGGGAACCCAGGUACCCCCAGAGCUCCGCUCUGCCUGGCCCUUCCUGGGUGCCCUGGGGCUUUGGAGGGCCGGCCAGAAGAGGAAGAGGACGACAGUGAGGACAGUGACGAGUCUGAUGAGGAGCUCCGCUGCUACAGCAUCCAGGAGCCCAGCGAGGACAGCGAGGAGGAGUCGCCCGCGGUGCCUGUGGUGGUGGCCGAAAGCCAGAGCGCACGCAACCUGCGCAGCCUGCUCAAAAUGCCCAGUUUGCUGUCGGAGGCGUUCUGCGAGGACCUGGACCGCAAGAAGAAGGCUGUGUCCUUCUUCGACGACGUCACCGUCUACCUCUUUGACCAGGACAGCCCCACCCGGGAGCUCGGGGAGCCUCUCCCCGGUGCGAAGGAGACGCCCCCUGCGUACCUGCCGGGCAGCCCUGGCUCGCCCAGCGCCCCCAGCCGGCCACGGCGGGGUACCCGCAUUCCGGACGGCUCUGCUACGGAAGAGGGUGGCGGGUUCGAGUGGGAUGGCGACUUCCUUCGGGCGCCGGCUAAAGGGGCUUUGGUGACCACCGUGGGUCCGGUCGCGCCCGCCCCUGCCGUGACCCCCACACCGGCCGCGACUGCGCCCACCUCGCGCUUCACCGUGUCGCCCGCGCCCGUGUCCCGCUUCUCCAUCUCGCACGUGUCGGACCUAGACGCCCAGUCCGUGGAAGGUAAGGCACAGAACCUACAGCAAGCACCGGAAUCGAGUCCACAGAGGCUUGAGGCGCAGACACUCCGUUCUGCAGAGACUGGUGUCAGUGGAGCCCCUGCUGUCCUGUCCCUGGAAGCAGCAUGAUUGCAAUGAGUGGGGACCACAGUCCUGGUGACAGCAGAUCCAGGGUCAUGGCGCCCCAUGCAGCAUCCUGGAGAAGCAGGUGGACAGAAGGCCCCCCGGCCAGCCAUGGACAGUAGAUUGUGCACACUGCCUGUUGGCACCCUGGGGAAAGAAUGUGUCCUGGACACUAGGGUUCGCUGCCAGACCCCCAGGAUGGCCUGGCCCGAGGGCUGUGGGUGUCUGGAUACACAAACAUAGACACUUAAAAAGGGCCCCACAUCCUACAUCCCUGGGCGUGGCUGGCCCCAACCCUGCAGCUGCCUUUCCACUCUGGCUGCUGCUGCUGGACUGCUCGGUCCACGCUGAGAUGCCUGCCCUGGGCCAUGGGCCUGCAUGCAGUGCCUGGCUGGCCCCCUCCAUCUGUUCACAGGGACACUUGGUCACUUGGUUGGACAGGGCACAGGCCCUGAGGUAGCUGUCAGAGCUGCCCCCACCCUGGGUCUGGGUUUACACAGGUCCAGGAUGGGCACCUGGGCUGGUGUCCCCCGCCCUCAUCAGAGUCUGGCUGAUAUCCCUUCACUGCCUUCCCUGCAAGCCCCUGCACAGGGCCUGGCUGCUCCCGCAGGGGUUCUGAUGAGCUGUGGCACCUGCAGGCACCCAGAGGACUUCUAGGCUGCGUCCCUGACCCUGGCCCUGUUUUCGAGGUGUCCCUGGCAGGGCAGUGCCCUGUCCUGUGCCUGGCACUGAAGGAGGGUGGAGGCUGCACCCGUUAUCAUUGGGGCUCCUCCUGCCUUUGGGGAUGAUGGGGUACAGGGAAGGGUGGCGCUAGGGGGCUGGGUAGCACAGGGACUAUUUUUGUAACAGCUAUUGCUGGAAUGAAUAAUAAUGGGGUGAUUCUAAGUUAUUGUUGCCAAAGAGAUGUAAAGUUUAUUGUUGCUCUGGGGGUGGGGGGAGUACUAGAUUUUGGUUUGUGUUUUUUUGUUAGUUUGAGGCUUAGGACGCUGGUGCAAUGAUUUUUUUGUUUGUUCGUUCAUUUUUUAAGAGAAACCAAGCUAUGAAAAA
Cavia porcellus (domestic guinea pig) is the source of this 5346-nucleotide messenger RNA. It is a transcript of the gene Lmtk1, whose product is annotated as apoptosis associated tyrosine kinase. Gene Ontology annotation, biological process: peptidyl-tyrosine autophosphorylation; brain development. The coding region runs from base 109 to 4305 and encodes 1398 amino acids. NCBI's taxonomy places the organism in Eukaryota, Metazoa, Chordata, Mammalia, Rodentia, Caviidae. The transcript has 14 exons. Gene Ontology annotation, molecular function: ATP binding; protein tyrosine kinase activity. The record is from RefSeq and is a predicted model, not a curated record.